This is a messenger RNA of Raphanus sativus (radish), 1457 nucleotides long. Its product is annotated as cysteine-rich receptor-like protein kinase 11. Lineage: Eukaryota; Viridiplantae; Streptophyta; Magnoliopsida; Brassicales; Brassicaceae. Bases 58 to 1215 code for a protein of 385 amino acids. The record is from RefSeq and is a predicted model, not a curated record. The transcript is spliced from 2 exons.
GUCUACUAAAGACAAAGACUUUGCUUUUGCAAUACCUAUCUUACAAAGAAAAAAAAAAUGAAGGAGCUGAGUUUCUUUUCAAUCCUCUGUUUUGUCCUCAUAAGCUUCGAUGGUGUUGCUUCUUUUACAGAAGAAACAUGUCCCACAAGCAACGGGAUGGUUUUCACGCCCAGCGGCACCUACGACGCAAACCGCCGUCUCAUCCUCUCUUACCUUCCUUCCAACGUCACGGCUCAAAAGGGCCUCUUCUACAACGUCUCCAUCGGACAAGAACCGAACCGUAUCUACGCAACAGGAAUGUGCAUACAAGGAUCGGAUCCAGUCGACUGCUCCAACUGCAUCACAACCACCUCUGAUGCUUUGAUAAAGAACUGUCCAAACCAAACCGAAGCGUAUUCAUGGGCAAGCAGUCCCACGCUUUGCCAUGUUCGCUACUCCAACACUUCUUUCUUAGGAUCGCUAGAUCUAAGUCCGAGGGAUAGCAUCACCCACGGUGCAAACGUAACCUCAGAUCUAACGGAGUUCAUGAAGAUAUGGGAAGACUUAGCUGUCCGUAUGGUUGAUGCCGCAUCCACGUCAAGAAGCACACCGUCCUCUAGUGAUAAUCAUUACACGGCUAAUACCGCAGCCUUGACACCUUUCCAAGAUGUCUACGCAAUGAUGCAGUGCACGCCUGAUCUUUCCUCUAGCGAUUGUAGGACUUGCCUGCGACAGAGCGCGUUUGAGUACUCUCAGCCAUGCUGUAAUACGAAGCAAGGAACUCGUAUUGUUCGGCCAAGCUGCUAUUUCCGGAUGGAGGUUUAUCCGUUCUCUAAAGCUACUUUUGUUAAUUUUACGGCGGCUUCUCCUCCUCCUGUGGCUGUGCCACAGCCUCCAGAUGGUCCGGCCAAUAAUGAUAGCAAAAGACUCUCAACUGGAACUGUCGUGGCCAUUACCGUUGCAACUGUUGUUGGUGUCUUGAUACUUUUUGUUCUUGGUUAUGUUCUAUGCCGGAGGAGAAGCUCACACUACAAGAAAACAGACGUAUACCGACGGACAAAACCGUCGGAAUGUCGUCGGAAUAGGGCUAUUCCGACGACAUUCCGACGAAAGUGGUCGUCGGUUUCAGUUGGUCGGAAAAAAAAAGUUCGUCGGAAAUCCAUCAGACAGUCCGACGAUUAUCUGACGGAUAGCGAUGAACCCGAUUCUGACGGAGUUCCGACGCCCUUCCGAUAAGGAAUUCCCUCGGAAUCCGUCGGAGUAUUCCGAUCACUGUAUUCAUCGGAAACUCAUGAUUCCGACGACGACAAAAUGCAUCAGAAUAUUCCGACGAACAUAGUCGUCGGAAAUUCCGACGAAAAGAGUUGUCGGUAUAUUCCGACGAAACAUGUCGUCGGUAUAUUCCGACGAAAAACGUCGUCGGGAUAUUCCGACGAAAGGAUCCGUCGGAAUAAUCCGACGACAUGUUUCAUCGGAAU